Messenger RNA from Teleopsis dalmanni, 1626 nucleotides. Its product is annotated as protein apterous. Lineage: Eukaryota; Metazoa; Arthropoda; Insecta; Diptera; Diopsidae. The record is from RefSeq and is a predicted model, not a curated record. Gene Ontology annotation, biological process: regulation of transcription by RNA polymerase II; neuron differentiation. Gene Ontology annotation, molecular function: RNA polymerase II transcription regulatory region sequence-specific DNA binding; DNA-binding transcription factor activity, RNA polymerase II-specific. Gene Ontology annotation, cellular component: nucleus.
CAGCAGAGCGCAAGAUUUCUCGGACCAGGAGUGAGGGAAAAAAGUUCCACAACACCUGGGUCAAAACAAGUUAUAAGUAACUAUGAAACUGUUCCAGGUACAAAUAUUAAUCAUCAACUUUUUUCUUCCUGUUCUUCAUGCACCGAUGUUUGUGAUCAUAGUACAAAGCCUUUUCGAUCAACACUUGUUGAAUCAUUUAAAAGUUUUAAGGUAGCCGAACUUGGCGUUUUUAGGGAAAAUUCUGGUAAAUACUCCACCCAAAAAUCUAGUGGUAUUAGCCUUGAAGUGAACGAUGAGACUAAUUCCGGAAUGUCAUUUAAAACAGAACCAUAUGGACCACCAAGUAGCCCAGAUUCAACAGCGGAACCAAACCUGCCCCGUAACAUCGACGACUGCGCUGGAUGUGGACGAUUUAUACAGGAUCGUUUCUACCUCUCCGCAGUUGAAAAGCGGUGGCAUGUUAACUGUCUGCAAUGUUACGCGUGUCGACAGCCGUUGGAUCGGGAAUCAUCAUGCUACUCGCGAGAUGGCAACAUUUACUGUAAAAGUGAUUAUUUUAGUUUUUUUGGUACAAGGCGGUGUUCUCGUUGUCUAGCAAGUAUAAGCUCAUCUGAACUAGUGAUGCGUGCAAAAAAUUUGGUAUUUCAUGUUAACUGCUUUUCUUGUGCAGUAUGUCGAUCUCCACUUACAAAAGGAGAUCAAUUUGGAAUUGUUGAAUCACUAGUUUAUUGCAGAACCCAUUAUGCAGUAGCACGAGAGGAAGAAACGUCGACGAAUUUAUCAAAUUCAACUUUUACCUAUGUUUCCCAAUUUGGAUCACCUCAUCAUGAUUCAUCGAGUCCUCAUUCAGAUCCUAAUCGCAUUGUUCCUAGUAACAUUUUUGUCCCUUCAUCUCAUAUUAUGCCAGGAUUACCGCAGCCACCACGCCAAAAAGGAAGACCGCGAAAAAGAAAACCGAAAGAAAUAGAAGCACUAACUGCCAAUAUGGAUUUGAGCACUGAAUACCUUGAUUAUGGUCGAGCCUCACAUCUAACUUCAUCAUCACGAACAAAAAGGAUGAGAACGUCUUUUAAACAUCAUCAGUUACGAACUAUGAAAUCUUAUUUUGCAAUAAAUCACAAUCCAGAUGCGAAAGAUCUGAAACAAUUAUCACAAAAAACUGGUUUGCCAAAAAGAGUACUACAGGUAUGGUUUCAAAAUGCAAGAGCAAAGUGGAGGCGAAUGAUGAUGAAACAAGAUGGCAGUAGUAUGUUGGAAAAAGGCGAAAUACCUCUUGACCUGGAUAGCAUAUCUGCACACAGUCCUACCUCGUUUAUAAUGGGUAGAAGAAGUACUUCACCACCCCAUAAUUUAGAUUAGUUGCUAGAGAUAAUUAUAUGUAAGCAACAUCUUAUGAUGGGUUGACGAUCGGCAGGGAAUAUACCGCCUUUCUUUACAGUAGUUUACUUGAAAAAUCAAUUAAAGUUAUGUACAUUACCCAUAUUACAUUCACUGCUAACAUAAAAUUCAAAAAUGUAUAUUAGAGUUAUAUUACUUAUAACUACAUUUUUUUUAGAUUACUUAUCACUGGUUAUGUCUUUAUUUCUAUGAAUAGAGGACAUCUAUUCGAGUGUAACCGUAACAAUU